Aplosporella prunicola CBS 121167 is the source of this 1333-nucleotide messenger RNA. RefSeq lists its product as uncharacterized. The transcript has 5 exons. Lineage: Eukaryota; Fungi; Ascomycota; Dothideomycetes; Botryosphaeriales; Aplosporellaceae. The record is from RefSeq and is a predicted model, not a curated record. Bases 139 to 981 code for a protein of 280 amino acids. Gene Ontology annotation, molecular function: oxidoreductase activity.
AACACAUCAUCCGCGUGCCACCCGCCGCCGCCGCUUGUUCCUUUCCACCUACCACUACUCCUACGAGUACCUACUUUGUUCAGCCAGCAUACCCUAACCGUAGCCCUACCACGUAGUAUUUCAAAUUUCGCCGCGACCAUGGCUUUCUCGCUCUCCACUCGCGUCAAGCUCUCCAAUGGCCUCUCCAUGCCGCAGAUUCAUCUCGGCGUCUACAUGAUGCACGGCCGAGAGACGACCCAAGCUAUCCAGUGGGCGCUCGAAGCUGGAUAUCGUGCGAUCGACUCGGCCCAGAUGUACCAUAAUGAACGCGAAUCAGGCCAGGCGAUCAAAAGCUUCCUCACAAGCAGCGGUUUGAAACGCGAAGACGUCCACUUUACGACGAAAUUGGCGUCCAACGGAACGUACGACGCCGCCAGACGCUCAAUUAAGCAGUCACUGAAGGCCUGUGACCUCGGAUAUAUUGAUCUAUUUUUGCUACACAGCCCCUAUGGUGGGCCUGAGGCCAGACUCGAGAGCUGGCGGGCGGUCGAGGAUGCGAUCCAAGAGGGCGAGAUCAAGUCGGGCGGAGUCAGCAACUACGGUGUCAAGCACCUGCGAGAGCUGCUCGACUCCAAACCCCGCAUUUUGCCGGUCGUCAACCAGAUCGAGGUGCACCCGUUCAACACGCGCACCGACAUCACGACCUUCUGCCAGCAAAACAAGAUUAUAGUCGAGGCGUACGCGCCUCUGGUGCGCGCGGAGAGGAUGGAUCACCCAGUCAUCUUGAAGCUAGCGAAGAAGUAUGGUUGCAACCAAGGGCAGUUGCUUGUCCGCUGGAGCGUGCAGCACGGCUUUGUUCCCCUCCCCAAGAGUGUUAACCAAAAGCGCAUCAUCCAGAACGGUGAUAUCGGCGGGUUCGAGAUUGAGGAGAAGGACAUGAAGGAGAUGGACGGAUUGGACGAGUAUCUGGUCACAGACUGGGAUCCGACGGACACGGCGUGAUGGGCAUCGGGGAGAGACGGAGCGUGGUGUGAGGAAUGAUGGAGAUGGUUCCCACGGUAGUCUUGCAACGGCCGUUACCGGAGGGCGCUUGUCGAGGCAGUGGGGGUUGCCUUGGGCCGGAAGGACAUUUCAAUGACAGCGUGGAAAUACAGCUUGUCGGAGCCGGAGAUGGAAUUUUCAAUGGCCUCGCGUGAUGCUCGGGACCGGCGCGGUGGCGCGAGGCUGUCAGCGCGAUUCUGUAACGUAACGGCUUGCCGAGUGGAUGGGGCGAGACGGGCGGCGGCCAAUGGCUAGACAGUGGCUUAUCAGGCACGCUCUCAGGGUCGACCAUGUUAUCGAUACCGCCCGCUCC